Messenger RNA from Zeugodacus cucurbitae (melon fly), 2382 nucleotides. RefSeq lists its product as uncharacterized. The coding region runs from base 112 to 2112 and encodes 666 amino acids. The transcript has 2 exons. The record is from RefSeq and is a predicted model, not a curated record. Lineage: Eukaryota; Metazoa; Arthropoda; Insecta; Diptera; Tephritidae.
AUUAAAUAUCAAAAUGUGAAAAUAUAAACAGUACGAAAAUUUUUAAAAUAUUAAAUAAAUAUUAAAAAAUAUUAAAAAUUCUGAAAAGCUAUAAUUAAAUUCGAAAAAUAAAUGUCUAUACCAGGUUGUCAGCAUAUAGGUAAGCUCAGAAACGAGUGUGAGCACGUAUACGGUUCUGCUAAUAGUUAUACGAGAAGACAUCAUGAAGACCCCGACUAUGUGGAUGAGAAUGAAUGGGAAUUCAUACGCACGUUCAGCGAUCAGACGCAUAAAAACUAUUUGUUAGCACGUCACUUGAAGGCCACUUCGAAUGGGCAGUGGAAAACAUUGCAAUGGCUUAUGCAAGGAGAUCUGGAUGCGGUCUUAGAUAAGCGUAUGGCCCACAAGACGUCAAGAACAGGUGCAAGAACCACUAAGGCUGGUGAAUGUUGUGACGACUCAACAAGGGUCGAUAAGUCAUUAUUCGUGCCACUCACGAGCUAUUUUGGUCCAGAAAGAAUUGAAGAAUUUGUCGCACAGAAGCAGGGAACCCAGCAUCUUUUGGAUUUCACUGUGAAGAAAAUGAAAGAUGAGAAAUUGGAUGUGGAUGUUCACGCUAAUGAAAUCAGAAAUAUAGAAACAUUUCCAGAUAACGAUCCGAAUCGAAUAAAGUAUGGAAAAAAGAUAGCAGACAUGGUAAUGAAUGAUAUAGAAACAUUUCCAGAUAAUGAUCCGAAUCGCAUAAAGUAUGGAAAAAAGAUUGCAGACAUGCUAAAGAAGCGCGCUCUAGGCACUACCGGAUUUGCGCGUAUUGAUGAUGUUCAUGCUAGUGGAAUCAAAGAUAUAGAAACAUUUCCAGAUAUCGAUCCGAAUCGAAUAAAGUAUGGAAAAAAGUUUGCAGACAUGCUAAAGAAGCGCGCUCUAGGCACUACCGGAUUUGCGCGUAUUGAUGAUGAUCUCGAGCGUGUUGGCCGCAAGAGAUACGGACUGGAAUUGGAGCGCACAGGUGCAAAACCCGCGAAGGCUGGCGAAUGUAGUGACGACUCUACAAGGAUGGAUAAGUCAACAUUCGAGCCACUCACGAGCUAUUUUGGAACAAAGAGAAAUGAAGAAUUUGUCGCACAGAAGCAGGGAUCUCUGCAUCUUUUGGAUUUCGCUGUGAAGAAAAUGAAAGAUGAGAAAUUGGAUAAGUAUGUUCAAGCUAAAAAAAUCAAAAAUAUAGAAACAUUUCCGGAUAACGAUCCGAAUCGAAUAAAGUAUGGAAACACGAUUGCAGACAUGCUAAUGAAGCGCGCUCUAAGCACUACCGGAUUUGCGCGUAUUGAUGAUGUUCAUGCUAGUGAAAUCAAAGAUAUAGAAACAUUUCCGGAUAACGAUCCGAAUCGAAUAAAGUAUGGAAACACGAUUGCAGACAUGCUAAAGAAGCGCGCUCUAGGCACUACCGGAUUUGCGCGUAUUGAUGAGGAUCUCGAACGACCAGAUACGAACGACCGCAAGAUAUUCGGACUGGAUUUGGAGCGCACAGGCCGGGUGAAAAGUAUGACCGAUUAUUCACACCGUCCAACGGCUGGUUAUUACACAAACUACAAGCGAAAUGCAGAGAAGAAUCAAAUGAAAAAUUACAUAAAAACUAUCAGCAAAUUCUAUGCAAGUGUUGCCGAACCGCAGUCUAUCAAAGUAGACAGUAUCGAAAGGUUGACGCAAACAAUAGAAGAGGAAUUCUAUAAAACUGUCUCAUAUCACAUACCCUCAUACGGAAAACGGGAUCCAUCAAAGGUGCGUCUGUCUGCGGUUAUCAGAAAGUUAAAGAGUAUGCCGGGCUAUGCAGCUUUUCAAGCUGUUUUGUAUCAUGAGCCAUUUGAUCGCAACAAACCAUGGACCUGGAUGCGGACUUUCCCAAAACGUAUACCCAAGGAGUAUUUGAAAAGAGUAUCUGAGAACAUAGUAAACGAUAUGAAGAAGUGGAAACGCCAACAAAAGAUUACUGCCUUGACAUAUUCCCCAGGCAAACGAAUUAUAGACGUGGCAAAAAGUAAGCGUCUGCAGAAGAAGCGUGGAAGGCGGAAUUUGAAAACUCGAAACCAAAAAGAAGUCACGGACAAUGACGUUGAUAUUGUGGAAAAGCAAGAUUAAACAUUAUAUUUUGGAUCACUAAAAACACACUUCUUAAAAACAGAGUAGAUACUUUUUUGGACAAAGGAGUUUUGUGAUUUCUCACUGAUAUUGAACACGAGUUUAUGGAUUUGUUUUAAAACGAAAUUGUCUCCUUGAAAUCUUUUGAACCUUUAACGGCUUAUCGUGACGAAAAUUAAGAUUAUGAAACAAAUUACAUUUUCGUAGAACUUUGUGUAUAUUUCAUAGUUCAAAAUUUGCAUAAUUAAAAUAAAAAAAUUGUUUACGUUU